Acanthoscelides obtectus is the source of this 1892-nucleotide messenger RNA. The record is from the annotation of a GenBank genome assembly. NCBI's taxonomy places the organism in Eukaryota, Metazoa, Arthropoda, Insecta, Coleoptera, Chrysomelidae.
GAUGGACUACUGUGCGACUGGACGAAUGUAUGCGGCACCCAGAAUUUACUAAUAUGGAGAAUAUGUACAAAUCUGUGAUAUUGAUUGUGAUUGGUGUUGUGGUGACCAGAGGAUACUAUUUCGACGAAGAUGAUAAUAAGCCCAUCUACUUGACCGCGGCCGUAGGAGAUUAUAUCGUUUUCAAUUGCGAUAUUGAUUUUCCAUUGAAUUAUCCAGUGCCAUACAAGAUCUUCUGGAAAAAACAGGGAGAAGUGAUAUAUUCCUGGCAAGAUGGUUCAGUGACAGAAGCAGACGAGUAUGUGGGUCGCAUUCAACAGGUUGGUAGGGAUCAACAAAGGCAGAUUGGUAAAGCCUCAAUCAACUUGACAUCAAUUAGAGAGUCAGACGUUGGAUGGUAUGAAUGCAGCAUCAUAUUUCCAAAUCGGACGCCACCUUGGAGAAAGAACGGAACCUGGUUCCACCUCACAGUUAGUGGUGGAAAUCUGCUUGCCAUUCCUCCAAUCAAUAGGACUGUCAUUGAAGGUGCAGAGGUGGAAUUUGCUUGUAUGACAAAAGAUGUGGACAUAAAAGUGAGAUGGUACAAAGAUGGCAUCCUUCUUAGCGAAUACCACGAUCUCACAUCAAGAUCUUGGAUAACAAAAGAAAACACGUUAGUGAUUCGACCUACAGAUUCAGGAGAUUAUGGAGAAUACGAAUGUGAAGCCUACAACGUUCAAGGUGAUACGCAGACGGCCAAAGCUUUCCUGAAUGUUCAGUAUAAGGCGAAGGUGGUAUAUGCUCCACCAGAAAUUCACCUACCAUUUGGAAGGCCCGCCAUUAUAGAUUGCCACUUCAGAGCAAAUCCACCUUUGACUAAUUUACGAUGGGAGAAAGACGGAUUCCUGUUUGAUCCUUACAAUAUCCAAGGAGUUUUUUACAGACGAAAUGGUAGCCUCUAUUUCAACAAAGUCGACGAAUCUCACGCAGGUGCCUACACGUGCACACCCUACAAUGACCUUGGAACAGAAGGACCAUCUACCAACAUGCAUGUCAUCGUUCAGCGACCUCCUGUAUUCGUGAGGACGCCGCACAACUUGUACCUGAGGAAACUUGGUGAAUCUGUUGAAAUGCCUUGUGAUGCCAGAGACGGGGAGGAUGGUCAUAGACCAAUCAUCGUUUGGUACAAGAAAGAUGGUGGUACUCUCCCAGUAGGGCGCUAUUCUAUCAAAGAUGGCAACUUGACGAUUACCGAAAUCCAGACCGAAGAUCGAGGAGUAUAUCAGUGCUCGGCCACAAAUAAAGCUGCCACUAUAACAGCUGAAACCGAACUCCUAGUAGAAAACAUACCUUCUAGUGCUCCUUACAAUUUAUCCGCCGUUUCUUCACCAACAUCUGUCCAUCUAACUUGGAACAUGGCGAGGCAUACGUCCAAUGUAGACUUCAGCGUCUGGUAUAGACAGAAGGAUGGGACCGAGUGGAAGACCCACCAAGUACCCUCGAGCAAAGCUUUGGAAGCUACGGUCACCAAUUUGAUACCAGGAACAGAGUACGAGUUUAUGGUUCUCUGCCGGGACAUUGACGAUGUUGGUUUGUUUAGCAAGUCGAUUCGAGUUUGGACAAAAAGCUUGGAGGGUGAAACGGAUCUGUUAACUGGGCCAUUUCCAACAAUAGGCUACCCAAGAAAUGUUACAGUCCAACCGACCGAUCAGGGUUUGUUGGUCAACUGGUUAUACCCUGAAUAUGGUCUGGAACGUAUUAAAUGGUACAUAGUGCGUUGGAGUCCGGCUCAUGAAGACUACAUAUUCGGUACUGGUGACACGACAAACACCAGCUUUUUGAGUAAGUAUAAGACGAUGCUUUCGUUACCAUCUUCGAAUACUUUAACAGGUUCAGCGCCAGGACCUCCAGGCUAA